Messenger RNA from Venustampulla echinocandica, 1926 nucleotides. RefSeq lists its product as uncharacterized. The transcript has 3 exons. Gene Ontology annotation, cellular component: cytoplasm; ubiquitin ligase complex. Gene Ontology annotation, molecular function: protein binding. NCBI's taxonomy places the organism in Eukaryota, Fungi, Ascomycota, Leotiomycetes, Helotiales, Pleuroascaceae. The record is from RefSeq and is a predicted model, not a curated record. The coding region runs from base 1 to 1926 and encodes 641 amino acids.
AUGAUUCUUCGCAAGGACGAACUCGAAGUUCAACUCAAGGACGAGCACCAGUUGAUCGGGGAUGGACUACUGAGAGACGACAGCCCACUUGAUCUCAGUCCGGAAUUUCAGAAGCUAUGCCAUGCGUGCCGAAUUGGUGAUUUGAAGGCCUGCCAGGAAGCAAUCGCCAGUGGAGCCAGCAUAAAUGCCAGCGAUGUGUUUGAUUAUACACCAUUGAUCUUGGCUUCACUCUGCGGGCACUAUGAGGUUAUCCAACUCCUGUUAGAAUCAGGAGCGCUUUGCGAACGAGAUACUUUCCAAGGCGAGCGCUGCAUUUACAAUGCGUUAAACAACCGAAUCCGCAACCUUCUUCUACAGUACGACUACUCGAAAAGUACCGACCCAUUACAGCCUCUUGCCUCGCAUGUUACCUCUUUGCUCACUCGUGAAUCUCCCAAAACUUCAGAUAUCCGUUUGACUGCGUCCUCCGAGUCUUGGGAUCUACAUAAGUUUAUACUUUCAGCUCGCUCACCAUACUUCUCGAAACGACUCGCUGCGGCCCCCGAAACCACAACUUGGAAACUCUCUAGUACAAUAUCACCCGAGGCAUUUCAUGUUGCUUUUCGAUAUUUAUACCUCGGAGAGGUGCCGUCGGAUCUUGGAUUGAGUGGCCAUUCGUUUGUGACGGAGGAGGAGGUUUUCAAGGGCAUCGACAAAGUUAGUAAGGACUUGGAAAUCGAGUCCUUGUGGGAAGGAAUAUUAUCUGGAAGCGACAGGCGGAUAGCACGUCAACGGCAUCAGGAUGAAGUCACACGAGGAAGGGAUCAUAUUGAGAAAUGGUACCAGGAAAAUGUUUUAAAGCACAAACUCACUGUGGACACUGCCAAGGCUCCAGAAGUUAAAUGGACUCGAGAUAAUGCCAUAUUCGCGGAUGUUCUACUCCGAGCUGAUGAGGACGUUCCAGAUGAUGGAAGAUCCGAGGAAGAAAAUUCCGAAGAGCGAAACACCUCGGCUCCAUCUAGUGGUAUCCCGAUUGGUCCUGCAGCCGCCUCUCGAUCUCCAUCGGUGUCUAAAAGCCCAAAGAAGUCCGUUCUAUUUCCAGUUCAUCGAGCUAUGUUGCUGAGAUCCGAAUACUUCCAAACAAUGUUUGGUUCACAAUUUCAAGAAGCUCAGCUUACAGAAUAUCUUAAGAUGGUAACUGUUGAUUGCUCGCCGGCGAUAUUAGAGAUCGUUUUGGACUUUUUAUACACAGAAAAUGCGGAUAUUCCUAUUGAGCUAGCAAUCGGGGUUCUUUUCGCCGCAGAUAUGCUUUUGAUUGAGAAGCUGAAAAACAAGGCCGCAAUUGUCAUUAGCACUGUUGGAAACGGACCAACGGGUCUUGGUGAUCGAACCCAUAAAGAUAGUGUGGAUGAGCCUGAAGUGGAGCCCAUAAAUAUAUACGAUGUAAUCCGAGCAGGCUGGGAUCUCAAGGUUCAGCGUCUCGAGGAAUUCAGUGCGCGCUAUCUUGCUUAUCGACUUGAGGACUAUAUCGACGAGGAAGAGUUUGAGGAACUGAUUAAGGAGAGUGCCUCCCGAAUUGAAAAACGGCAGGAGACGGAUACCAUCGAGCUGCUUGAUGAUAUCCGAUACUACUUGUCUGACCGUUUCCGGCUGCGUUUCGAGGAUACCGGCCUCGAAGUCAUGGGCCAAGAAGGAGGAGAAAUCACCGACGGAGCUACGCAGGCCGUACCUAAUAAUGCAAAUGAGAAACAUGGGACCGUCAAUAUGAACACUCCUCAGACAACGACCUCCGUCGUCCCUGACAACGCAGCUGAUCCGAUUGCCAAUCCCAUCAAAACUCUAGAUGGCAAGAUGGCGGAUGAUGAAUUUGUAGCGGACGCAAUUAAUUACCAAGUCUUGCUCCGAAAGAUCGAUGACUUAUUAGAAAGAUUAAAAUUAGAUGCGUAG